UUGGCGCCAAAAGUGACAAUUUUGACAAAAAGACUGCGAAAUCGGAAAAUAAUUUUAAUUUUGUUUGUUUUCUUGUAAUUUGUAUCGAAGAAUGAAGUUCGCUAUUCCAGAAAUAUCGUGGCAUAAUAGAGAUCCCGUUUUGAGUUUAGAUUUUCAGCCAAAAUGUGAAUCAGAUGACCAUCUAAGACUUGCCACUGGGGGCACAGAUACUCAUGUUUUGAUUUGGUAUUUGACAACAUCAGAGGCCGGAUCAGUAAAUCUAGAAGUAGCAGCGGACCUUACAAGACAUCAGAAAGCCGUGAACGUAGUGCGGUGGUCUCCAAAUGGCCAAAUGUUGGCAUCAGGCGAUGAUGAAGCAAUCAUCUUCAUUUGGAAGCAGAAGACUGAUAAAGAACCAGUUCAGAACUUGGAACAAGGAGAGGAACAAUACAAGGAGAGUUGGGUUGUUUAUAAGACACUCCGGGGACACAUGGAGGAUGUGUUAGACAUCAGUUGGAGCGGGGACUCCAACCACCUCGCAUCAGGGUCCGUUGACAACAAACUGUUGGUGUGGGACGUCCACCGUGGCAGAUAUAGUUGCAUACUAUCAGACCACAAGGGCUUCGUGCAGGGAGUCUCCUGGGAUCCCCAGGGACAGCUCAUAGCCACAGCCAGUUCAGACAGGGUGUUCAGAACAUUCGACGUGGCCACGAAGAAGGUGACCUCCCGCAGCAGCAAAGCUGUCCUGCCGUUCCCGAAGGAGCACCCGCUACAUGAUGUUAAAGUCCGCCUUUAUCAUGACGACACACUGCAGACAUACUUUAGGCGGCUGGAGUUCAGCCCCGACGGGCUGCUGCUGGCGGUGCCGGCGGGCCGCGCGGAGCCCGAGCACGGCAAGCUGGGCGGCCGGCCCCUCGACGCCGUCUACAUCUACACCAGAUACUCUUUGAAAGUGCCGUGCUGCGUGGUGCCGUGCGCGGAGCCCGCGCUGGCCGUGCGCUGGAGCCACGCGCGCCUGCGGCCGCGCCCCGGAGCCCCCGCCCUCCCCGGCGCCCGCCAUGUCCUGUGCGUGGCCUCCAAGCGCGCCGUGCUGCUGUACGACACCCACCAGAAGACGCCCAUCGCGCUCGUCUCCAAUAUACACUAUACGAGGCUGACGGACGUGUCGUGGUCUCGCUGCGGGCGCGCGCUGGCGGUGUCCAGCACCGACGGCUUCUGCUCGCUGCUCACCUUCGGCGCGGCCGAGCUCGGGGAGCCCGAGGAGGACCACCAGGAAGGCACCCACACUGAACCAAUGGAAGUGGAAGGAGCCGAGGCACAAAAACCGGAAAUCCAAAAAGAAAAAACACCAGAAAAAGAGGCAAAACCAACGAAUAAUUUACAGAAAAUCGACUCUUUCGUCAAAUUUAAAGCUCCGAGUAAAAAAUCUCAGCCGGGGCCCAAAACACCCGUGAAAAUAGACGUUUUAGAAGAAGUUGCCAUGCCUUCCUGGUCCGAUAACUCUAAUCAGGAAAUCAAACGACAAGUCAACGAAUCUAUGGAUGUGGAUGAGAAACCUAGUGAUAUAAUACACAUUGAGGACAGUGAAGACAUCAAAUUGGUUUACGAAGAGACUGAAACAAAGUCAGACGAUCAAUCACCAAACAAAUCCCCUAAAGAUGUAAAAAUAUCUCCAGAACGUGUCGAGAAAUCACCUAAAAAUUCAGAAAAACUACUGAAAAGUGGUGAAAAAUCUGUAAAAGAUUCUAAAGUUGCAAAAACGGAGGCGACUGGUAACACUGAAAGUCCAAAAAGCUCGAAGGACAACAAUUUCUUUAAGCAAGCCAAAGUGACCGAUGUUAAAGAGCCUAUUUCUGUGAAAGCUGUGGCUAGUCCGAAAGCCCCGAGGAGAGUUAGCUUCGUGACUCUGUCCAGUCCUAAGAAUAAGAAGAAGUGUUAAAUGUUAUAUUAUUUAAUGACUAAUUUUUAAGAAUUUAAAUAUACUAUAAACUUAUAUUUUA
This is a messenger RNA of Amyelois transitella, 1979 nucleotides long. RefSeq names its product chromatin assembly factor 1 subunit B (gene Caf1-105). Bases 92 to 1918 code for a protein of 608 amino acids. Gene Ontology annotation, biological process: DNA replication-dependent chromatin assembly; nucleosome assembly. Gene Ontology annotation, cellular component: nucleus; CAF-1 complex. The transcript is spliced from 8 exons. Gene Ontology annotation, molecular function: protein binding. The record is from RefSeq and is a predicted model, not a curated record. NCBI's taxonomy places the organism in Eukaryota, Metazoa, Arthropoda, Insecta, Lepidoptera, Pyralidae.